UGAUUUCUAAACGAAAAUGUAACUGUCAAUGUCAAUAACUUAAUCUUAUCGGCUUUUUACUUUUAGCCUUUUUUAGCUCUUUAAAUUGGAAAAAAUAAGAUAAAAUAAUCAAUAAACCUGCAUUAAAGUUAUUUAAUAUACUACAUCAAACAUGUGGCCCUUAUUAUUAAGGUUUUUAAGGACAAAUGCUCCAUAUAUAACACUGCCUGUGGCGGCUGUCGUCGGUGUUAUAGGCUACAACUUAGAAAGUUUAUUAUCAGACAAAUAUACUCCCUAUAGCAAAUCAGUACAAGACCAAAGAUUGGAGCGUCUAGUCGAUGAUGAGACACUCAAGGACCCAACGAAAGUAGAGAAAUUGAGAUACAAAGAAAAUGUCCUCGGUAGAAAUGUUUCUCCGUCUUUACAAGACAAAGAUUAACAAUCAAUGUCCUUUCUAUUAAAUUUUAAGGUCUUUCAGACUUAUUUAUUUAGAAAUUAGGCCUGACAGGCACUUUUUCAUGUCAAAUUCUAAAUUGAGCAUUUCUUAAUGGCCAUUUCUGACAACAAAUUAUGUAAGAAAUUAAUAAAAUGUAAUUUUUUUAAAUAAAUAAAAGAUUGGCGGUAGAAUGAAGGGGAGGUCUUUGCCCAGCAAUGGGACCCAUCAAUAAGCUAAUAAUAAUAAAAAUAUUCGGUUAUCAGCUGAAGGAUUUGCGGAUUUUUAAACAGCUAACAACAUAUUCCCUUAGUGUUAUUUAAACAAUCAAUAAAGUGUUCAUAUUUUAUGACUUACUUUUCUUCAAAUAUGCUGAUGAUCUGAAAUAUUCAUUUAUAUAUCACCUGUGUACAUACUAACACAAAUGGUUGGUUGCAUUGUAAAUAGUAAUUAGUUUAGAUUUUGUUGAAUAUAUUUUUGUUACGUAA
Plodia interpunctella (Indianmeal moth) is the source of this 900-nucleotide messenger RNA. RefSeq lists its product as uncharacterized. Lineage: Eukaryota; Metazoa; Arthropoda; Insecta; Lepidoptera; Pyralidae. The coding region runs from base 152 to 418 and encodes 88 amino acids. The record is from RefSeq and is a predicted model, not a curated record. The transcript is spliced from 3 exons.